AUGUACACUACCAUCGGCGACGGCGGCAAUGUUGAGGGGCUGUACAAGGCCUUCAUCAACACACCCCCCAUCGACGCCUUCUGCUCCAACACCUCCCUGUUCGAGCUCCCUGAGUACCAGCCCACCCCCAGAGCUGAGACGGUGAUCACUCUGCAGGACGGCGCCUUUUGCCCCUCCAAGCAGCCCGCCUGGUCGGCCUUCCGCCAGCCCUCGUUCGGCCACGGCACCCUGGAGCUGCUCAGCGACAGCGUGGCCGUCUGGCGCUGGCACCGGAACACCGACGACGGCCCCGUCGCGGCUGACGAGGCCACGAUCAUUCGCGGCUUCGACAGAGCCCUGCUCCUCGCGGCGGCCCUCUUGGCGACGGUUGCCGCCGCCCAGCCAGCGGCGGCGCUGCCCGCCAGCGGCGGCACGUCGCAGGCAACCGUGGAUGCGCUGGCCAUGGCCCUCCUGCCCAACCCCUUUGUUGUCCAGAGCGUCGGCGGCACGGCCCCUCCCGCCCAAGAGAGCAAGCUGCUGCCCUUCUGCGCGGUCCUGCUGGUCGACGACCCCACCGUCUGCUCCGCCCCCUCGCCCGCCGGCGAGUUUGCCAGGUCGCUGUGUCCCGCCUGCGCUCCAACCCCCGGCCGCGCUCUUCUGGCGGAGGCCGCCGCCAAUGGCACCCAGGCCCCAACCGUCCGAUGCAGCCAGGCUGCAGACAAGAGCGACCUCUGUGCAUUCUUCCUGGAGCAGGCAGAGGGCGCCUGCUCAACCGCGGGCUUCCUGACCGUCUUCAUGAGCAUGCAGUGCGAGAAGACGUGCGGGCACUGCGUCCCCGAGGCCGCCGCCGACCCCGCCUCGCCGCCACCGGCACCGCUGCCUCCCACCGCCACCACCUGCCUCAAGGAGCCUGACACCGGCGCCGCCUGCGGCUUCUUCUUCAGCACGCUGCCCAACCCUUGCUCUCCCGACACGGCAGGCGACUCCUUCAUCGGCUCCUACGUCAGCCCCCAGCCAGCGCCCGCUGCCGGCUUUGGCGGCGGCUGCAUGGACAUCUCCACGAGCUCCUUCGCAUGCGCCAAUGUGCUGAAGCAGUCCCUCUGUGACCAGCCCUGGGCCGCCGCCUUCUGCCCGCUCUCCUGCGGCUACUGCGAGCCGGCGGCGCCAACCCCCAGCCCCGCCCCGCCAACCGAGGAGCCGCAACCAGCUCCCGACAGCCCGGCCGCCCCUGCCCCACCUGUUGAGGAGCUGUCUCCUGUGCCGGAGCCUCAGCCCACGCCAUCCGAGAGCCCAACCACCCCCGCCACACCUGUUGAGGAGCUGUCGCCUUCCCCAGCACUGCCCGACAGCCCGCCUCCAACUGACCCGCCUGCUUCACCGGCAGAGGAGAGCCCUGCUGCGCCGCUGCCAGAGUCACCCGCCCCGCCCUCCGACUCGCCGGCGGCUACACCUCCGCCUGCUGAGGAGGAGCCGCAGCAGCCUGCCGCCAGCCCCGCGCCCACUGGCGGCUACGGCACCCCUGCCGAGCCUGGCGACGGCGGCGAGUAUGGCACCCCUCCCGCUGAGCCUGGCAGCUACGGCCAGCCCGGUGCCUACCCGUCUCCCCCACCCUCGCCCGCCACAGGCACCGGCACCCAGGCGCUGCACAGCCAGUGCGCUGCGCUGGGCCUGCUGCUGCCAGCUGGGACCUCCACCUGCCGCAGCCUCUACUCCCUCGCCACCUGCUCUGCCGAGCAGCCGUCCUGCCUGGGGGCCCACUGGUCUGCGGGCGAGUGGGGCCCCUGCUCGGCGGCCUGCGGCGGCGGCAGCCAGGAGCGUCCCGUGACCUGCGUGGCCGAUGCCGAGCCCGUGGCCGAGAGCGCCUGCGCAGGCCUGCCGCGCCCCGCCCCCCAGCGCGUGUGCAACUCCAGCCCCUGCCACGCCCGCACCUGGCUGCUGAGCGGCUGGAGCGCCUGCGGCGCCUCGGCCACCCGCACCCGCUCCGCCGCCUGCCUGACCGAGCUGGGCCAGGCCGCCGACGACUGCCUGGGCAGCCCCGCCACCGUGGAGUCCUGCGCCACCACCCCUCCGCCUCUGCCCGCCUCCUCCUGCGCCUCAGGCAUCGUCGCGAAGAGCGGCGCCUGCUGCCCUGCCGGCGCCUCCCUGGACGCCGCUGGCGAGUGCUGCCCCGCCGCCGUCGACGUCUGCGGAGUGUGCGGCGGCACCGGUACCACUGUCGACGCCUCUGGCGCCUGCUGCCCUGGCCCGCUGGAUGCCACCGGAGCCUGCUGCGCCUCGGGCGCCAUUGACGAGUGCGGCGUGUGCGACGGCGACGGCACCAGCUGCCUCAUCGCCUUCUCCCUGUCCAUCGCCGGCCUCGGCAACGCCAGCGCCGGCAGCCAGCUGCUCUACACCGCCCAGCGCUCGGUGGCGGUGCUGCUGGGCAUCCCCCAGCUGGCGCUGCGUGCCGCGUCCCUCAACAAGACCUCCGGCCCCGGCACCGCCACCCUGGCCAUGUCGCUGCUGCCGCCCAGCCCCUCCCACACCCUCUCCUCUGUGCUGGCCAAGCUCCAAGGCGGCUCCGCUGGGGGCCUGGGCAUCCGCCGCCGUCGCCGACCCGCGCCAUGA
Chlorella variabilis is the source of this 2586-nucleotide messenger RNA. RefSeq lists its product as hypothetical. The transcript has 16 exons. Lineage: Eukaryota; Viridiplantae; Chlorophyta; Trebouxiophyceae; Chlorellales; Chlorellaceae. Gene Ontology annotation, molecular function: acid phosphatase activity. The coding region runs from base 1 to 2586 and encodes 861 amino acids. The record is from RefSeq and is a predicted model, not a curated record.